This is a messenger RNA of Nymphalis io (European peacock), 474 nucleotides long. RefSeq names its product histone H4. The coding region runs from base 105 to 416 and encodes 103 amino acids. The transcript has a single exon. Gene Ontology annotation, cellular component: nucleosome. Lineage: Eukaryota; Metazoa; Arthropoda; Insecta; Lepidoptera; Nymphalidae. Gene Ontology annotation, biological process: nucleosome assembly. The record is from RefSeq and is a predicted model, not a curated record. Gene Ontology annotation, molecular function: structural constituent of chromatin; DNA binding; protein heterodimerization activity.
ACACAACGUGAUCGUCUUUAACCGACAUCGGACGGACGCGCUCGGAGUUUUGAACGUUUCUCUCUGUUCUCUCAGUGUGAACCGAAGACAACAAGAAAUAUACAAUGACCGGUCGCGGUAAAGGUGGAAAAGGUCUGGGGAAAGGUGGCGCGAAGAGACACAGGAAAGUGCUCCGUGAUAACAUCCAAGGUAUCACGAAACCGGCCAUCCGUCGUCUCGCACGCAGAGGUGGUGUGAAACGUAUAUCCGGUCUGAUAUACGAGGAGACUCGCGGUGUGCUCAAAGUGUUCCUCGAGAACGUCAUCCGCGACGCCGUCACUUACACCGAGCACGCGAAGAGGAAGACCGUGACCGCCAUGGACGUCGUGUACGCUCUGAAACGUCAGGGUCGUACUCUCUACGGUUUCGGCGGUUAAAAUACUUUAAAAAAAAACAACAACAACAAAAACAAAAAAGGCCCUUUUCAGGGCCGCA